Castor canadensis (American beaver) is the source of this 3041-nucleotide messenger RNA. RefSeq names its product RRAD and GEM like GTPase 2 (gene Rem2). Lineage: Eukaryota; Metazoa; Chordata; Mammalia; Rodentia; Castoridae. Gene Ontology annotation, molecular function: calcium channel regulator activity; GTP binding; GTPase activity. The record is from RefSeq and is a predicted model, not a curated record. Gene Ontology annotation, cellular component: plasma membrane.
GAGGGCUGAAGGCAUGGUUAAAGCGGCAGAGUGCCUGCCUAACAAGCUUGAGGCUCUGAGUUCAAACCCCAGUAUGGCAAAAGAAAUGUGUUUGUGAGCCUGCCGCCUUGGCACCAAGCUGUCAAGGGUCACUUGCUGCUCUAAUGUGCUUCUAGUCAACUACUGUAGGAACACCUAUAGAUGGUUAAAGUUGUGGAUAAAAUAAGGGUGAGCAGUGCCUGAUUGAGGACUGAAGACGAUCUAGAAAGUGUAUUAGUUUAGCUGCUGAGUCCUUUCUGCUUCAAGAUCCUGUUCUGUAGUUGCCCCCUAGAUAAAUAAAUGUCACUAUACAUUAUUCCCAAGUUUCCUACUUGCCUCUUCCAUUUGGAGAUAUCCACUGAUGGCAAAAUGUAUUGUUCCCAAUAAUAGACUGUUGAAAUCUUUAAGAAAAACAAUCUUUGACCCUGGAAACAUCUAGGUGGUGAUCCUGGUGACCCCUUCAUGAUUGGUUUGGGGACAGGCCACUCACCUACCACUCUUGAGCCUUGUAGUAAUGAAGAGGAAAGUAGAUAAUGCAGGAAAAGUGCCUAGCAAACUACCUGGGUGCCUAGCAAACUACUACAGGGUGAAGCAGGGGAGAGGGGAUCAGAAUGUAUGUCUGGGUGCAUAGGGUAUCUGGAAGGACAAGAGUGGGGACCAGAAGGGAAUAGGGCAGAAAAGGGACAGUAGCAAAGCUCCCUGCCUUGGCUUUGCACAGAGUUAAACAUGUCUGUCGUGGGUCAGCUUUGUCUGUCUCUUAAGGUCUCCUGCUGCUGGGUGGGCCUAAUGGGGAAGAAGAGGUGGUGAAGGAGUCCUCACAAUGGUUUCCACCUACCUGAACUUGGCAAAAUGAAGUUGCUCAAACAAAGCAGCUUUCCUGCCACAGAGGCCCCACUGCCUGGGGGCCCGGCUGAAAAAUGGUACUUUUGUGACUCUUAGCCCAGAAGAGGCUGGGUGGAGGGGACAGUGAUUGGGUGGCCAUCUCUUUGUCUCUGCAUCUCUUGGCCUAUUUCUGUCUUUGAGAUGAGCUUUUAAGUCUUUCUGCCCCCAUCCCUCUUUUUAGCCACUGAGUACAGCUCUGGGAUAGGGGCUAAAAAUUGAGAUAAAUGACAUAGUCCUGGAUUUUGGAGUAAGAGACCUCUGGCUCCCCUGAGUCCCUGCCUCCUGCCACCUUCAGCUCCCCAACCUACAGAAACCCCAUUCCCUUCCACACCACCUUUUUCAACCCGUCUCUUCCGCCCCUCUGACUUUGUCCUGUCAUGCCUUAACCACGAUCCACAGUAUGCUCCCAGUGGGAAGUGACACAAAGAAAAGGGAGGGGGGCAGAAGGAGGGAAUCCCACUGACAUCACUGCUCAUUAGCAUGUGUGACCUCAUCAGGGGGUGGGACAAUUUCCCCAGGUGUCUUGGGGGGGAGAGGGUUUGUGGGGAGGGUGGUAUUUAAAGGGGAAAGCUGACAGUGCUGUUGAGUGAGGGAGCCGGUGCUGCGAGCUGCUGGGCUGCACUCACACACGCACACUGAUGCACACGGACCUCGACACCGACAUGGACACGGACACUGAAACCACAGCACUUUGUUCCUCCGGCAGCCGCCAGGCCUCCCCACCAGGGACACCCAUACCAGAAGCAGAUGCUACACUUCUGAAGAAGCCAGAGAAACUGUUGGCAGGGCUGGGCCAGAGAGGGCCACCCCCUGCCCCAGGGGUUCCCAAACGAAGAGGCAGUAUGCCUGUGCCCUAUAAGCACCAGCUGCGGCGGGCACAAGCUGUAGAUGAACUUGACUGGCCACCUCAGGCCUCAUCCUCUGACUCUUCUGACUCCUUGGGCUCAGGGGAGGCAGCCCCUGCCCAAAAGGAUGGCAUCUUCAAGGUCAUGCUGGUGGGAGAAAGUGGAGUGGGCAAGAGUACCCUCGCAGGCACCUUCGGCGGUCUCCAAGGAGACAGUGCUCAUGAGCCAGAGAACUCAGAGGACACCUAUGAGAGACGUAUCAUGGUGGAUAAAGAGGAAGUGACUUUAGUUGUUUAUGACAUCUGGGAACAGGGAGACGCUGGGGGGUGGCUGCGGGACCACUGCCUUCAGACGGGGGACGCGUUUCUCAUCGUCUUCUCAGUCACCGAUCGACGAAGCUUCUCCAAAGUUCCAGAGACCUUACUUCGGCUCCGGGCUGGGAGGCCCCAUCACGACCUACCUGUCAUCCUCGUUGGAAACAAGAGUGACCUGGCCCGCUCCCGGGAGGUAUCACUGGAGGAGGGCCGCCACCUGGCCGGGACGCUGAGCUGCAAGCACAUCGAGACGUCGGCCGCGCUGCACCACAACACGCGGGAGCUCUUCGAGGGCGCCGUGCGCCAGAUCCGGCUGCGGCGGGGCCGGGGCCGUGCCGGGGGCCAGCGGCCCGAGCCGGGCAGCCCCGAGGGCCCCGCGCCGCCCGCGCGCCGCGAGAGCCUCACCAAGAAGGCCAAGCGCUUCCUCGCCAACUUGGUGCCGCGCAACGCCAAGUUCUUCAAGCAGCGCUCCAGGUCGUGUCACGACCUCUCUGUGCUCUGAGCCGCGGUCGCCAUGGCCACUGCAGUCGCCAUGGCCACCGCACCCUCCGCUCGUCCCCCUCGCCCCGCCCCCGUCCGGCUUCCUUUGUGGAGGCCGUCUAGGAAACCAAAAACUCCCAGGAUGCCCUGGUGUGAUCGGGAGGAGGGGCCGGUGGGCGUCACCUCCACCCCAGCCACCGCGGGUCCUCUGGACAGCUCGCGGCCAGGGGGCGUCUGGAAGGCGCGGACGCGACCUCGGGCGGAUGCGCGCUGCGGUUAGGGGCGGGGCGGGGCAGGAAGGAAAACAGGUCUGCAAGGUAUUUUGUUUUUUAGUUAGCUCGCGCUUGGCCACUUCUCCCGUAAAGAGACUCUAAAAACUAGAACUGGAAAAGUGCUUUGUAGACUCCUGGACGGAGUUGACAUCCUUUGUACUCUGAACAUGCCUCACCUUCAAGUGGGUCUUAAAGGUAAAAACACGGAGACCCAGAGACUUUCGAAACUA